Helobdella robusta is the source of this 1362-nucleotide messenger RNA. RefSeq lists its product as hypothetical. Lineage: Eukaryota; Metazoa; Annelida; Clitellata; Rhynchobdellida; Glossiphoniidae. Gene Ontology annotation, cellular component: phosphopyruvate hydratase complex. The coding region runs from base 1 to 1362 and encodes 453 amino acids. The transcript has 10 exons. Gene Ontology annotation, molecular function: magnesium ion binding; phosphopyruvate hydratase activity. The record is from RefSeq and is a predicted model, not a curated record. Gene Ontology annotation, biological process: glycolytic process.
AUGCCAACAAUUCGUUUGGAGGCCAGAUAUAUAUACGAUUCCAGGGGAAUCCCAACAAUCGAAGUGGAGUUAGGGACGAAGCUUGGCGUAUUUUCUGCUUCUACGGGCGGGGGCUCUUCCAUUGGUAAGCAUGAGGUCUUGGAUGUAAGGGACCGUGACACCUCCCUAUGGCAAGGCAGGGGGCUGCUGAAGACCGUUUCAAACAUCAACAACAUCAUCGCUCCGGCACUCAUUGACAACGAAAUCAUCGACAUCCGCAGGCAGGAACAGUGUGACCUGGCACUCCUCGAACUCGAUGGAUCGGAGAAUAAAAAUAAAUUGGGGUCCAAUGGUCUUUUGCCGGUUUCAAUAGCGAUAUGUAAGGCGGGGGCUGGCAAGAAGAGAGUUCCUGUCUACAGGCAUAUUGGAGAUUUACUUGGAAACGACGCAUUCACAUUGCCCGUACCCCUAUUUACCGUCAUCAGUGGAGGCAAGCAUGCUGGCAACAACCUAGCCUACCAGGAGGUCAUGAUCAUGCCAACGGGGGCUAGGUCAUUUAGAGAGGCAAUGAGAAUGGGAGCUGAAACCUCUCAGCUUCUCUUCAAUAUCGCUAAGUCCAAAUUAGGGUUGGGGACUACCUUCGUGGGUGACAGUGGGGGCCUAGCGGUGGACGUAGAUAAGGUAGAAGAUGUGAUUGAUUUGGUUGGGGAGGCCAUUAAACUGUCAGGCUACACUAAACAAGUCGACAUCGCAUUGGACGUUUCAGCGUCGUCAUUUUACAGGAAAGAAUAUGAUAAGUACGACUUCAAAUUCAAAAAUCCCAAACCUGAUCCAAAAAUGUUCAUGGACCGACAAAUGCUUCUGAAUAAUUACAUUGACAUCAUUGGCAGGUACCAAAUAGCCUCCAUAACAGAUCCAUUCUAUCAAGACCAUUUAGAUGAUUGGACGAAAUUGAAGAAGGCGUGUCCACGCAUUCAACUGGUCGGCGACGACUUGACAGUUACGAAUUAUAAAAGAAUCAAGAAGGUUGGACCGAACGGCGUUUGCAACUGCCUCUGUCUCAAGAUGAACCAGAUUGGAACGGUCACUGAAGCGAUGCGAGCAUUCGUCCAGGCCAAAACUUACGGCUGGUCGGUGAUGAUCUCCGACAGAGCCGGCGAAACUGACGACGUUUUUAUAGCAGAUUUGGCCCUCGGAACGGCUGCCGGGCAGCUAAAAGCUGGUGGUUUGUGUCGCUCAGAACACCUGGCCAAGUACAAUUAUCUUCUAAAAGUCGAAGAGACCAAUGCCAGGAACACAACUUACACUGGCAACAAUUACAGAGACUUCAACGAGUCGUUGUUGUUUGAUGAGAAUUUACGAAUCAGCAGUGUUUUUCAAUAA